Cutaneotrichosporon cavernicola is the source of this 1083-nucleotide messenger RNA. RefSeq lists its product as uncharacterized. Lineage: Eukaryota; Fungi; Basidiomycota; Tremellomycetes; Trichosporonales; Trichosporonaceae. The record is from RefSeq and is a predicted model, not a curated record. The transcript has a single exon. The coding region runs from base 1 to 1083 and encodes 360 amino acids.
AUGCCCGUAAUCACAGUCGAGGUGACCACGACGGCCUCUGCGACGGCCAUUUCCAAGAUGACCUCCGCCGCCACGGCCAAGGCUACCAAUGGUCUGUCGCCUGGUUCUGGGCUAAUCAUCGCCUUCUCGGUAUUUGGCCUGCUCGCGUUUGUCGGGUUCAUGGGCAUCGUCCUCCCUCUCGCAUGGAACGAUUAUGGGCAGUGGUGCUUCCCGCUCUGUAGUUCGGUUGGGUGGGCCAAGGACAAAGCCCAAACGGCCGAACCCACUCGCGAGAAACACUCAAUCGCCAAGACAAUCGGCAGCCUGUUCCGCGUCAAGAACGAGGAUAUCGAGAUGUCCACCUGCGCAACUCAAGGGUCCUCCUCAACUACCUCUUCAACCCCUUCUGAAGACUGCACCGCGAAUGAAAAGCACACCCGCAACUCGGUCGCCAAACUCUGCAACGCAUUCACUUCGCUUCGGUACAGCGUCACCCGCCGGUCGGGGGAGCCUGCAAGCGGCUCGGGUUCGGGUUCCAGUGCCCAUCUAACGGAGACUGCAAGUGUGGAUAGUGCGUCAUUCGACAGUGUCGACACGCAUGAGAGUUUUGGACACUCUCCCCGCGUCCUCGAUAACCAUGUGGCGGCUGACUGGCUCCCAUAUCCCCCGCCCACCACGUCCACGCAGUUUGGGCCCUAUGCUCGGCCACCGCAGUUGAUGUCCUACCCUCGACCUACGAUCGACCUGCCGCGCAUUUUCCCUGUCCCCGCUGUGUACUUCGUUUCCGCUGAGCGGCCCCCAGUCUGGGGCUCCUCGCCGACCGCCGCGAAAAUCUCCGUCACGGUGUUGACCUCACCCACCUCCAAGACUUCUAUGCCUCACAACCCGCCCGCCUCGUUCAGGACUUUCAGCUACUCUUCAGAACGUCAGAGCCUCCCUCGCAUUCCCGUCAACAUCAACGCAGACAUGGAUGUCCUGGAGGCUGGUGUCGUCGGAGGCCGCACUGGGGUGAUUGAGACCGAGGUCGAUUUUGACGCCAGGCUUGACUUGCUGGAAGCGCUUGCCAUUAUUCCGGAAGAGGGCAUGAAGCAGAAGGAGAAGUAG